CUACUCGCUAGGUCUCCAGCGAUGGCAUCGACGCCGCCGCCGCCGCCGGCGGCGAAAUGUCCCUCGGCCGUUCCCACCACCAUACAAGAUCUCGACGACGACGUCCUCCGCGAGGUGUUCAUCCGCCUCCCCGCGCUCCCGAGCCUCGUCCGCGCCGCGCUCACCUGCCACGCCUUCCUCCGCGCCGUCCGCUCGUCCCCUGCCUUCCGCCGCCGCUUCCGGGAUCUCCACCCGUCUCCCUUUGUCGGCCUCUUCAUCCAACGCCUCAUCGAAAAAUGGGAGCCCGGCGUGACUUCCUUUGCCGCCCACCACCGCCGCUCCGACCGGGACUUCGCCGCCGCUGUACGCGGCGGCGAUUUCGCCCUCAACGGCCUCCCGGACCCAGACGACGACAAUGAAGACUGCGGCGACCAAGACAAGGACAGCAACGAGGCGGAGGCGGAGGAGGACAGCGACGAAGAAGUUGAGAACAACGAAGAUGAGGAGGACAGCGACGAAGAAGAUGAGACGGAGGAGGAGGAGGAUCCCUCUCCGGUGUGGGAGAUCGAGCGAUGCAGUGACGGCUACGUGGUCCUCUUCAACCGGAUGGCCAGGCAGAUCGCCGCCUACAACCCUCUCACGCGGGCGCUGCAUCUCUUCCCCUCGCCGCCGGGCAUCUUCAAAAGCGCCUUGACCUUUCAGUUCCACUUAAUCUCCUCGGAAGAGCACCCCGGCUCGCCGCCCCGUGUGGUUUGUUUCUACUGUGGCUACCUUUACGCCUCCGUCGGCGUCAUCUCGCCGGAGAGCACCGAGAUUAAGUGGCAGAUAUUCCCUGAGCCUUUGAUACCGGGGGCAGUGGGAGCCACCGGCAAGAUGGUGAACGGAUCCCUCUACUGGACACACCCAGGGAGACUCUACAUCACCGUGCUCGACACCGCGACGCUGCAGUUCUCUAGAAUGGAACUGCCGCCGCUCUUGGCGGUGGAAGAAGGCAGUAACCGUGAUUGUGAUUUUGUGCUUGGUAAUACCAAGGAUGGGAGGCCCUGCAUCGUCUCCCCGGAUCCGUGGGGUGGUUGUGAGCUCCUAGUCUUUUUCUGGAGACCCGAUGAAUACGACGGUGUUGAGAGGUGGAAGCUGGACCAGGAGUUCAAACUGAAAACGAUCCGUCGGCUCACUGAGAUUGAAGACGAUGCUUAUGUCGUUGUGCAUGUUAUGGAUGUUACCGAUGGAAUCGUGUACAUGCGUACUGCCUAUGACGGGUAUACUGAAGUUCCUCAACUGCUCCUAUCCUUUUGUCUCGAGACAGCCGAGCUGAAAAAGAUCUGUGAAUACGAUCACAAGCUCCAUCCCUACGUCAUGGCGUGGCCUCCUUCUUUGGUAGGAGUACAUGAUAAGGGGCACCCCUCAAAUGAUCAAGCUCUGUCUACCCCGAGCUCCGAAGGAAGCGAUGUGAAGGCUGGAGGUGGCCCAACAGAGCCUGCAGCAUCGGUUCCCAAAGCAUAAUAGGAUCACUUGGAGACUUGGUGACAUGGGUGUGGUGUCUUUUGGCAACGCUGGUUCAUGAUGACUCAAGCAAUACCUUGAAGAUUGAAAUCCUUGUGUCGUACUGGCUGCGGCUAUCUUGAGAGCCCGAUGUCCUCCUCUUAUCUAAAUGUGCCUUUUGCGCAUUGCAGUAUUUCGGAAUUUCAGAUCCACUUGAACCUUCUUGGACCUUGGUUGUUGAUUGCUUGGCACUUUAUAUGGUUAUUAAUGGUCAGAUUAUGAACAGCGUGGUAAUUCGAAGUUGUGAGCAUUGCAUUUGUUGCUGCUGGAACAGCGGUGCUGGUUUGGUGCAUGCUGGAUUUUGCUGGGCUGAUGCAUGUCUAGUCCUGCACUCCUACUGCUGCUAGUUAAUUAUAUUGUUUAUGAUUUGCUUUGCGGACUA
Triticum dicoccoides is the source of this 1903-nucleotide messenger RNA. RefSeq lists its product as uncharacterized. NCBI's taxonomy places the organism in Eukaryota, Viridiplantae, Streptophyta, Magnoliopsida, Poales, Poaceae. The transcript is spliced from 3 exons. Gene Ontology annotation, molecular function: protein binding. Bases 22 to 1482 code for a protein of 486 amino acids. The record is from RefSeq and is a predicted model, not a curated record.